AUGGCACUGGCAGACGAGAGCGGUUACGAGUCAGUGAUCUGUGUAAAGCCAGAGGUUCAUGUGUACAAGAUCCCACCCCGCGCCACUAACCGUGGAUAUCGGUAAGUUUUUUUGCGGCCCGCCCUUUAAUACUUUUUCUUCUAACUAAGUUACUCAAAUGUCAACCUGAAGAAGUGGAGAGGAGGAUCCAUCAAGACAAGGUUGGUGCUAGUUAACGUUAGCUUGACAUGAUUCAGUUAUUGAAUGCAUAAAAUGGCGAGAAGAUUAAGAUUAUUUUGGGAAUAACGUUUUAAUUAAUUUAGCUAGUUAACUUUCAAUACGUGUUUUAUAAAGUGGCACUCUUAGGCUCUCUAGCUGCUAGCUAGCUGACGUUAGUUAGCUAAUUUGCUAGCUAGCUUCUAAUAUUAGCCAAAUGAGUUACGACUGGCGAGCUAGCUAGGUAAAUUAACUAGCUAUACAUCUGUAAUAGUUAGACUGAGAUAUGGUUAACUCAUAAAAGUUAAAAUAGGCAUGUCAGUAUUAUUUUCAAGCUAUGUGCAAUGCUAAACACUGCUGCUGUGUCAAAUUAUUUUACAGGAAACGUUAGCAGGGAGCACGGGACAUUCUACGGUGGCUCAAACGUGCAGUCAUUUAGUCAUGGUACUGGUGGUACAGUUAUGUCACAGAACAAUGACAGAUAUUUCACCGGAUGUAUAAAUGUGAAGCAUCCGCUUGGCGUUUUCACUCACUACCACAUAUGGUAGUGAGAGGAAGCCUAGUGGCCGGCAAUGGGAGAAGAUUAAACGAGAUGGAUUUUGGCCGAGAUUCGGCUAAUAUUCUCAUCGACUAAACAUUUGAUUUCAAUACAGUUUUCUGUUCCCAAAACUAGAACCGGUUACGAACAGAGUGGACUAAGUUUUGUAGACUUUCCCUUUGCCAAAGUUUGUAAAAAUAGCGUUGUUUAGAAUGAGUGCAAAGGCGAAUUGAGUUAUUGCACACGCGCACUUCACAUAGUAGGCGUUCCCUAACGGAGAUAUGCAAAUGCCUGCUAGAACGCGCCGAUAGGAUGCCGCUAGCUCGUGCUUUGCUCUGCCCACCUCCUUGCUUGUUCUUCCCACUAUGACUCAUUUGUUCCCAUUUGACACGAUGGGCUGAGGCCUAACUUGGUUUAGUAAUAAAACAUCUUUGGUUAUGUUUAUAGCUAGCUAACAUUACAGAGGAAAGUGGAAAAGUGUGUCUAGUGAAAAUCGAUCCUGGUUCUAAUGUAAGAUAUGUAGCUAAUACCAUUUAUAGCUAGAUCUGUAUUAUCUAAAGAGUACACAGACACAGAGAUCAUCAUUCAUUUCAAUGUGUCAGUUUUACCCAACUGUAAUUGUCCCAACUAAACCCCCAAAUGUUUCAGGUAUAAACCAAGUGUGCUAGCUUGCUCUGUGGUUGCCUCAUUGGGCAGAUUUCCCCCUCCUGAUAACAACCAAAAUGUAAAUAAUUCUAGUAGUCUGGUAGGGGGAGUCUUGUUUCUAAUAAGAAAAAGAAGGAUAUCUGUACUUAUGUCAAGAGUUGUAAAUUGUAUGCUCUUAUAUGUCCAAUAAAAAAUGAAUGCUUCUUUGGGCAACCAGAAAACUAAAAAAUACUCCUGAUUUGCCGGGUGAGAGUGUGCUUUUCAGACCUUAAUGUCAAUCCAUGUAUUCCCAUGCUCUUUAUGUAGCCUAAGACUCCUAUUCUGUUGCAUAGUUUGAGAUUGGACUAAUUAUUGCAGUACAGUUUGAUUGUGGGUUUUAGUGUAGUAGGCUCAAUAGCCCUGUAACAUAGUGGAGUCAUGACAUGCAGGUAUGGUGCUUCUCUUUGUUUAUCAGAGCAGCUGACUGGAAGCUGGAUGAGCCAGCAUGGACCGGCAGGAUGAAAAUCAUAUCCAUAGGAAAGCUUGCCUAUAUCAAGCUAGAGGACAAAAACUCAGGUAGGUUAACUACUAGCUGUCCGACGGUCAUGGCUACAUCUGUAGCUCAGCUGGUAGAGCACGGCGCUUGUAACGCCAAGGUAGUGGGUUGGAUCCCCAGGACCACCCAUACACAAAACAAAAAUGUAUGCACGCAUGACUGUAAGUCGCUUUGGAUAGAAGUGUCUGCUAAAUGGCAUAUUAUUAUUAUUAUUAUUAUUAUUAUUAUUAUUAUAAUAAUACUGCUGUUGCACUCAUGUUUGUACAGGCUGUCACCUUUUCUGCUUCCGAUGCAUACCAUGAUAUCCAGCUUUGAGGCUAAAUUAAUUCUGUAUUUCUUAGGAGAGUUGUUUGCCCAAGCCCCAGUGGAGCAGUAUCCUGGAUGUGUGGUGGAGGCAGUCACAGAUUCCAGCAGAUAUUUUGUGGUGCGGAUAGAGGACGGCAGUGGUAAGGUGCCUUCACAUCAGAAAUACAUCACCAUGCAAACUGAUAUGCUAUGCUGAAAAUAUAUUUUCGGUGGAAACCGUACAGUGUGGUAUGAAAGGUUAAUUGCAGAUUGGCAAUUUAAAUACAGUAUGCUUGUACAUAUGUCUUCUCAUGCACUUCUGUUUAUAAGGACGACAUGCAUUUAUUGGCCUGGGGUUUGCUGAUCGUGGGGACUCCUUUGACUUCAAUGUGGCUCUUCAAGACCACUUCAAGUGAGUCAACCUCUCUUUGGUCUGGGCAUCAACAUCCAUUUUCAAUAGAGAUUUUCACAUUGGAGCAUGAAAUAAAAUCUAACAAAUCUCUCUGUGUCCUUUUCUACAGGUGGGUAAAACAGGAAGGUGAGCUGGCGAAAGAGGAAGCGUCUCAAAGCACAGCACCCAAACUGGACCUAGGCUUUAAAGAGGGCCAGACUAUCAAGAUUAGCAUUGGGGUGAGCAUUUGAGGUUACAGAAAUAGAUGGGAAACAUGUUGAAAGGAGAGGAGAAACAAAAUGGGAUAAAGAAAAAGUGAGAGAGACAUUUAAAAUGGAAUAAUUCUUCUUUGUCUUAGAACAUAAAGAAGAAGGAUCCAGGUGCCAAGUCUCGCCCCAUGGGUAGUGGCCUUCUCCUUCCUCCACCAAUGGCUAAGGGUGCAGUCCUUGUAUCCCUUCCUGGUGGCCAGCAAUCACCUCCACCUCCAUACUCCAACACAGGUAACCUCAUUAGGCUAUAGAGCUCAAUGACCCAAAUGUCCCAUUACCACUGCCCAAUCACAGCUUAACAUGGAUAACCUGCCUGCAUUCUAAAUCGACGUUGUUUUUACCCCACCCCCACCAGCCUCUCUUUUAGAUUUCGGAGGCCGGGUCCCUGCGGCCCAGCCUACUGCAGACCUGUGGGGAGACUUCACAGCGGCUGGCGCCAGGUCAGUCUUAGAAGAGCUAAUGGUUUAGACUGAAGAAGUUGGCAGGCCUUCGGAAUGGUGUUGUAACAAGGGAAACUGACUAGGGAUCACAGGGUUACUAGCUCAAAUCCCUGAUGGGUUCAAGUCUCUCAUCUCCUUGAGUGAAGCUUUUAAACAGUUUGGGGAUGAUGGCAUUUUAUUGUCUUCCAUCCAUCCAUGUUGUUGUUGUUAUUGACUUUCUCACAUUUGUCAUUAUCCUCAUCAUCCUCUCUGCAUCUCCACUUCUCCACAGCUCCAGUCAAGACACUGCUAAAGGAUGGGUGCAGUUUUAG
This is a messenger RNA of Coregonus sp. 'balchen', 3609 nucleotides long. The record is from the annotation of a GenBank genome assembly. Lineage: Eukaryota; Metazoa; Chordata; Actinopteri; Salmoniformes; Salmonidae.